Daphnia pulex (common water flea) is the source of this 3992-nucleotide messenger RNA. Its product is annotated as cytochrome b5-like. The transcript has 3 exons. NCBI's taxonomy places the organism in Eukaryota, Metazoa, Arthropoda, Branchiopoda, Diplostraca, Daphniidae. Gene Ontology annotation, molecular function: heme binding. The coding region runs from base 1677 to 2648 and encodes 323 amino acids. The record is from RefSeq and is a predicted model, not a curated record. Gene Ontology annotation, cellular component: membrane; intracellular membrane-bounded organelle.
CGCAAUCAUCGCAGACUCUCUCUUACGCGACUUUCUCAGAUUUGUUCAUCCCCCAAGACAACAUUGACCUCAAUUUUAAGUGUUUCCUCAGAAUGUGAUACAACGCCAUCAACUCGUCGUCUGUGAGCGCGGAGUAUAUAGAAGAAAACCGCUAGGGUAUAUAUAAUAUAGCGCGGAAAUCUUAUACAUUUAAAGCUGUUAGCCAAAAUAGAUUUCCUGUGGGUUUUUUUUUAUUUCGACGUAUUUAAUUUUGCUAUAUUUUUUUUCUUUUUGGAAUAAAAUGUAUACGUAUGUACCAAGAGCUCAACGCCAGAGGUCUCCCAAUCGCCCGUUACUAUAAAUACGGGCCUGCCCGGCUUGGGGAUUUGUAAAAAAACUUGAGCCACUUUGUCCGUUGACAAACAAGCAGCCAACAACACGUUCUUCUUUUCUCUUGUCUUUUUAAAAGCAAAUUACAGUUUUGUAAUCGGUAAGCAAGUUUGCGACGACAUAACCCAGUUAAACCACACAACACAGUUUCGGUUUCCCGAAGGACGUCGUUGUAUCAAUAUAACCGGUGUGCCAUUAGUUAAUUUGAAAAGUCUUUUUUUGGUGAAAAUGAUGGAAACGACUGGUGCCGAAAUCGACAUGGCCUCGCUGAAAUCUGCCUUGACGACCAGUUCACUGAGUCAACAGAUGCUCUCGUUGGCCAGCAGUACGUUCCGACUGGCCGCAACAGCGCUGACCCGCCUCCAGCAGCAGCAGCAACAGGAGCAAUGGCAGACGGAAUUGGCCAGUUUGGCCCACCUGCCGGAAUAUUCGCUGCAACAGGUUUCGUGGCACGACCGACCCGACGACUGCUGGAUCGUCCUCAACGACAAAGUUUACAACGUCACCAAACUGGUCGACGGACAUCCGGGCGGAAUGGAAGUCAUGAUGGAACAGGCCGGACGCGACGCCACUUCCGCCUUCCGCUCCGUCGGCCACUCCAUCGACGCCAUCGAGCAGGUCGACGAAUUCCUGGUCGGAAUCUUGCCCGAAAAGGAGCGGAUGUACCUGCGCUCCCGUAAAUGACCAUGAAAUAUACUCUUCCGGCUUCCGGACCCACAAAAUCUUAGGAAAUAAGAGAAACAUUUCUUGUCGAUUGAAUCCUAUAGUGUAUUAUGACAUUCUGAGAUUUUGUUGCUAAUUUAUUUACUAACCCCAACUGUGAUAAUUUUGUUAAUCCAAUCCUUUGCCAUGAUUAAACGAUUAUUUGGUUAAAAUUACUCUAGUUAUCAUAUUUUAUUUCUUUUUUGGGUGAGGUCACUAGAAUUUUAAAGCCUCAUGAAGGGCGGGUGGGUUGGUUGGACAUUAAUUAAAAAAAAUAUUCGCAUAUUUAACUUUCUUCUGUGGACAGGUCGGGACAGGUAGACUGUGUUAUUAUGUAACGGAUACACGCAUCAGCGAAAUGGCGCCACCGUCACGGAACUAGACCCGAGAACUAAGAACUUCAAUAUUUUUAAAUCGACAAUACAAAUGAAAUGAAUUACAGUUUAUAAUAAAUUUCUUUUGAAUAAUACGCGUUAAAUGAUCCAUAAUCCAAAUUUAUCUAAACAAUUUCAAGAUUAACAGUUUAUGAGCACGAAAUUUUUACUAAAUCGUUGGCUUUUCGCUCUGCUGAUUAACACUGUCAUCCGAUGAAGUUAUAAGUAGAUAUGACUUUCAUGUUCCGACGUACUAUCUCUUUCUCACUGCAGAACAAAUUAACUACAAAAAUGUCUCUGUGUGAAUCAAACGACAACCAGAACAGUAAAAGAUCGCAUGUCAAAGACACAUGUUGUCUUAUAACCGUUUCCUUCUUGCUGGCCAUCCUACCAACUGGCGUCAGCCUGCUACUCGCACAACUUGUACCAAAGAAUCCUGCUACCAUAGCACUGUUUAACACUCUCCACUUUUUGAGUCCAGGCUUUAAUUCGGCAGGCUGGCUGCCUUUUAUAGUCUCACUUGUGCCUUUGGGGAUGUCGUACAACCACUCGAAAUCCCCGAUCCCAAACCCGAAUGCACUAUACAUCCAAAUUUUAACACAAAGUUCCCCAUUGGAUUCGUUCCGACAAAUGCAGCAAAAGCUGCUCGCCAUAAAAGGUUAUGUCAUGUUGAAGAUUUAUUUGGCAAUUCCAGCCGAUCUGUACGAGGCCUGUAUGGGCAAAACCUACCGACAGCUUAUCUUGGAAACGAAUUAUUUGACUGGAAAUGUAUUGAAUGAAAAUGUCAGAUGUAACGAGCUUGAUGUCGAUCGUGAAAUUGCACUUUUGGUGGGUUGUGGUUCCGCAAAGGAAUUCUCUCGCGAAUGCGAAACAUUCCAAAACAAAUUUACAUUUACCUACAAAAAAAAUAUGAACUUGAUCAUUCCCAUAGUCAAGUGGCUUCUAGUUGUGAUCUGGAUCACAUCAGUCACUGAUUUAUCUGAUGCUUUGGCAACCGACAUUCCUUUAGAUAGGAUACUCUCCUUAUGGCUCGCCAUUUUUUUCUUCUACGUGGGCAGAUCAUUCGCCGACAUUUACGGGCAAGAGGAAUACUUUUUCGAAAUCAUUGAAAAAAAUGUGAGCGUCAAGGAAUUUUAUAAGAUGAAAGACGAAGAACUGGAUUUAACUCUGGCCAAUCUGGCCAAUCGCUUGGUAUUUUACUAGCGGGAAAUUUGAGUUGAAGACACAAGACCGGAGAGAAAGAAGAAAACGGGAAGAGGGAGACCGGAAGUACCGAAAUAAACCGCCCGAAAGGAACUGAAAUCAAAGGAGCUGUCAGUCACCCAUCUCUGAUAAUUUGGUUACAAUAAACCCACCAUAAUUUAGUUACAAUAAACCCCCCAUCGUAUGAAAUGGAAAAAGUAGGUGAAUGUAUAAAAAUCGAGUUGAGAAAUGAUCUUUCUUGGGCGCGGAAGACAACAGAAUGUAUUAAGAGACUGGGCUUGGAUGGCGUAAUUUUAAGUGUUCCUGAUCUGCAUGAAAACAUUAAUUUAAAAGCGUCACAUUUUUUUAAUGAGCAUUUUUACAGAUUUUGUGCUGCAGAAUCUGAUGUGAAAUUCAAUCGUUCUAGUCAAGCACAUGUAACCGUUCCGUUGGUUCUAAUUGCGCGACUUUCACCGUUGGUUUUGUACGAGUGAUAUUAUUCUUUAAGUGGUAUUAUUCAUUUAAAUUUAGAGUUACAGCAUUCUCGGUAGACAUCCAGGAUUGCUUUCACCAUUUACAUGAAAUGGUGUAGACUGUAGAAAUCCUGCUAUGAAUAAAUCGUUAUUCAUUAACUGAACAUUACUGAGUAAUAUUUAUUCAACGUUAUUCAACCGAAUGCUGUAGAGGUUUGCUUAAUUAAAAAUUAAUUCGUCUUUUGAACCAUUCAACCCUGUUUCACUGGCCGAUGAAAUAGGCGGUUACAUCCUGACUGCCAAUAUGAAUUGACGGGAGGAUGGCGAAAUAUUUCAAUUUGACGCGCUUUACCGCCUAUGCAUUGAAAAUGUUCAUUUUGCAGAAUCGCCCAUACUUGAAUGAAUCACAAGUUUUGGAGAAGAACUCUGGGGAUUCUUAAUUCUUUUACUAUUAAUUUUUUUGUUAUUGCCCAAAGCACACCAAGUACCCCCAGGUCAAUCAAUGUAAAUAAUGUGGUUUUCGCCAUCUAGCGAGAGUCGAACACAAGUGAAAUUACGAAUAUUCAAAAGUUUCAGUUGCGUCACGAUCUCCGUCAUUUUACGCCAAUCACAGCCAUCAAUUUGAUCCAUUUUCAAUCAGUUCAUUGCGAUGUAGAGCUCUGUCGUCGUUUGGCCAGUCAAUGGCAAUAUCAAAAAUCUCACGUCCCCGCGAAAUUUUGUUUUUGUUUUUUUUUUGCUUUUGUUUACUUGCGUAAGCCACAAUCAAAUAUUUCAAUUAACAAUAAACCCAAUAUGAAAAAAUCGGUUGAAUUUUAUUCAUUGUCUUUUUUACGGGCAACAACACACAAAACAUAAGACAAGUGCACACAUUCGGGUAGGGUCAAACUGAAUU